CGGAAGCAAAUCGGUCGCUGUUUGUAAGUGAUUCAAUUACAGCAAAUUGUGUGUUACAAAAUAAAUUAAACAUACGUUUUAACCCAUAUUUAGGCGAGAUAGUAACCUUGUGCAACAAGCGUUAUACAGUAUCAUAGAUCAGUCACAUAAUAUAGUUUCUGGAUACUUUUCGUACAGUGAAGAGCGCAUGCCUCCACCGCCACAAGGUGUUUCUGUCCAGGUGGAGCUUCUGAAAAUUAGCCAUCUUCACUGUUGCAAUCAGAACUGAGGUGAGCUGCGGAAGUCCUUAUGUCGUCAUAAUUUACCUGCUUAUUCUGUCAAUAGUUGUAGUAGGUACCAUGUCAGACUUCACCAUUGAUAUCCAGCUGACAGAACUAGGGUUCCCUGACAUCUUGCAGCCCAGAGAAAUGACCUGUGUGAAGGAAACACCAUCGCCUUUGGCCUCUAACAAUAUUUCCCCUGGAUCCCUGGCUAACCUCCAAACCCCCAGUUCCUCACCGCCUCCUCCUGCUGCACUCACCCCCACAGCUGUGGUCCCAGAACUGGUCGGUGUAGAACAGCUGGUUUCUGUAGCCUCAAGGACUGCUUCUACAGUACAGCAGGUUGCCUCACAGACGGGCCCUCGCAUUACAGUAACCCCAAGCCCCUCUGGGCCCCCUGAGACACUGACAAUACUCUGCCCACCCCCUCCUUCUACACACAAACCGGUGGUAGUGGCACACACUUCACGGCCUGUUAGUCCCAUAUUGCUACCCAAGAGUUUAGUAAGUGGUCAAAGCAAUAGCCUUCACCAAAUCCCCAAAAUAACUAAAACCGUCAUGAUAUCUGUGUCUCGUGUUGGAGCUGGUACUGUGUUGACCACUGUACCAGCUCCUUCCACUCCCCCUGUUGAACACUUAAGAACCAUUAAGAAGGAUUCCGAGCUGCCACUGGCAGACCAGACUGCAAUGUUUCAGACCACUCCAAAACUUGUAAACACAGGGAAGCCAGGAAGGGCGGUCGCUGAGGAAGAAGAACCAGGAGAAAAUAUUGGAGAGGGAAUAGGAGGGAGAAAUGGAGGGAAAGGUGUUUUCGAUGAUGGGAAAGUGCAAGGACUGAAAGAGAAAGAAGCAGAAGUUGCAAAGAGUUUAGAGGACGAUUCUGAGGAAACAGAUGACAGUGAGGUUUCUGAGAAUGAGGAUGAUGAUGAAGAUGAGGAGGAGGAGGACGAACUGGACCCAGAAGCAGAGCCUGGAGGUUCAGGCGAACACCGCUGUAGCGUCUGUGACCUCGUCCUUUCCUCCAGCUUCCAGCUCCAGGAGCACAUGAACCUGCACACAGGGGCACGCCCCUACUGCUGUGCCGAGUGUGGUAAGCGCUUCUGUCAGCUGGCCAACUACCGCUCCCACCUGCGUACGCACGCCCAGCCCCAGACCUCAGUCCCCCCCGUACAGCUCCGCUGCCGUGUCUGCCUGAAGGGCUUCGAUUCUGAGCAGGGUUUGAAGGACCACCUAGCCAAGUCCCACUUUGAGAAGGAGUUCUAUGAGUGUGACGCAUGCAAGCGCAUCUUCACCUGCCUGACCAAGUGUGAGGAGCACCUGGAGGAGCACAAGCGCGAGCUGGCGGACCACGUGUGUCUGCAGUGCUGCCGCCGCUUCCGCCUGCGCCGCUCUCUCCGCCGCCACAAGGAGCGGGGCUGUGUCCGCAGCUAUCGCUGCACCGACUGCCCCAUGAACUUCAGCCGCAAGAAUGCCCUCCUCAAGCACAGCUUCUCCCACCUGGGCCUGCUGCCUUACACCUGCAUCCAGUGCCAUGCACAUUUCCGCCUGGCCAGGCUCUACCGUAAGCACGAGUGUGAGCCGGAGCGGCUCCACUGUGUGGCAUGCCUGGGGGUCUUUCAGAGCCACAACGACUUCCAGAGGCACAAGAGGGAGACGGGCUGCUGGGGCCAGCAGGGGACCAAGGGGGAUGAGAUCCGCUGUAUGGAGUGUGGCCAGGCCUUCUCCACGGCUGACGAGCUGAAGAAUCACGCCGGGGCGCACCAGAGGGUGAUGACCUGCUCCGAGUGCGGCAAGGGCUUCCGCUCGGCCUUGAUGCUGAUGUCACACAUGGGGGGGCACGCAGGGUCGAGGCCCUGUCUGUGUAAGAACUGUGGCCUGGGCUUCCCUCACCAGCAGGGUUACGAGAGCCACCUCAAGGACUGUGGACGCAAACCCCCUCCUGUGAUGGCUCCAAAGAAACCCCGGAAGGACGCACCUGCUGCUCCUUCCAAACCGCUAUCCCAGCUCGCUCCAAGUUAUCUCCCUGUUUCUGCUCCUGUGAAGAAACUAGAGAGACAAGCGUCAGCACCACUUUCUACCCCAGUGAGAAUGCCAGGCUCUGCCCCUGCCAGAGUCACUAUGGGAGUCUCUGCUUCUACCCCAGUGAGAAUGUCAGGCUCUGCCCCUGCCAGAGUCACUAUGGGAGUCUCUGCUUCUACCCCAGUGAGAAUGCCAGGCUCUGCCCCUGUCGGAGUCACAAUGGGAGUCUCUGCUUCUACCCCAGUGAGAAUGCCAGGCUCUGCCCCUGUCGGAGUCACUAUGGGAAUCCCUAACACCACUGCUGUCCGUGUGGUGAGCCCUGACCAACCCACCAAGGGUCUGUGGAAGCUCAGCCUGGACAAACAGCCUCCUCCUGGGGUGUCCUUGGUCAUGUUUGUCCCUGCCAACACCCCUCUGGCCUCUGGCCUCUCUGGCCCAUCCUCCACCUCCCAGCUUCCAGCCCUCUCAGGCACCCAGUCCCAGUGGAAGGUCCUCAACCCAGCACCAAAUCCAGGAGCCCCUCCGGUGCUGUGCCAGUCCAGCUUCACCUCUGAGCCGGGCCUGAGCCUCAUUGCAGAAGCAAACCGGCGCUACUCCUCUGAUGCCCCGCUGGAUCUGGCCUUAAAGACAACUUACUACGAACAGGAGCCUGCUAAUUUACUACCUCUUGAUCUGUCUAACAAGUCGACUUGCUCCACUCCUCCUGCUAACCUUGUAGUCAAGACUGAACCGAGAGACCCUGGGUUUGCAGAGGAGACUGAGGAAGAAGUAUUCACAAGUUUAACAGGUGAUAAAAAGGGGAUAGUCUUUCAGAGUAAGAGGGAGCCAGGGGAGGAUUCUAAAAUGGAGGCUAUGGCUCAGAAGGGGGGAAAUAGAGAAGGGAGUGGAGAUGAAGACAGGCAAAAUGACAACAGAGAUGAUGGAACAGCUCAGUCUCAAAUGAAGAAGGCACCAAAGCCGGGAGUCCCAUCAACACUGCGGCUCCUGACCGUCAAACAGACAGAACCUUUGAAGAACACUGCCAAAGUGGAUCUAGUGAAUCAGCUGAAAAUUGAGUCAGUCAGCUCUUUGCACUCCAAAAUGCUUCGGGGCUUAGUCCAUAUAAAGCAGGAACCACUGUCUCUAGAGCCUGACAGUGGAACACAGAGCUCAGACUUCUGUUCGUACAGCCCGCUGACAGCAUUGAAGAGGAAGAUGGAGCCAGACGUGGGGCUGGACUUGAGAUGGGAUGGGGGCACCCCAGGCUGUGUGCUCGACUUGAGGUUGAAUGGAGGGAACCCAGCCAGGUGUGAUGUGGCGGAGAAAGCAGAGGAGAGGAACAUGGAAGGAGACCGUGUAGAGGAGGAGCUUGAUGGUGGCGAGAAGGAUGGCGCAACAGAGGAGAGGAACAUGGAAGGAGACCGUGUAGAGGAGGAGCUUGAUGGUGGCAAGAAGGAUGGCGCAACAGAGGAGAGGAUCAUGGAAGGAGACCGUGUAGAGGAGGAGCUUGAUGGUGGCGAUAAGGAUGGCGCAACAGAGGAGAGGAACAUGGAAGGAGACCGUGUAGAGGAGGAGCUUGAGGGUGGCGAGAAGGAUUGCGCAACAGAGGAGAGGAAAGCAGAUAUGGAUGGAUCGGAGGAGAGGAAAGGGGAGGAGGAUGGAACGGAGGAGACUGACGCCCCUGUUGAUGAACCCACAGCCCAUAACCCAGAGACACAGCUCCCCUCCUCUCUCAUCCCCUCUCCUCCCUCCUCACCACCAUGUAAAAGACGAAGGUCACUAAGGACAAGGGAAAAGCCUAGAGCCCUACGUGACUGUUUAUUAUAAGGGGAGUACUUUAGACAGAGUGAAAAAUGGGAUUGCUGACAACAAUGUUAAUUAGGCUGCCUUUUAAUGGCCCAAGAAACAGAGGAAAACAUAACCAAGCUUACUUUAAAACAAUUCAUACUAGGCUUGUUAUUAAAUUCUAAUAGCAACACAUUUUGUGGAUUAGUGGUGAUUUUGAUAAACCAUGCCUCUACAUGAAUUUGCCCUCUGGAUUUGGUUGCUUUCCUGUAUUCCAAUAAUUUUUUCUUAGCUAUUGAAGACUUACUAUGUCUAUGUUAAAUGUACCUGCUAGUGUUUAGUGAGCUAGCUAACAAUCCUGGUUGUUAGCUGCUUACUGUGUGGCAAGCGAUUGAGAUUAGGGUAAACAGUGGCUAUUGUUUUCUAUAUUACAGUAGUUGCGUAUGUUGGCAAUAGAGUCAUGCACCUUUCCAAACACUCCAUAUCUAUUUGACUAUACCAACAUAAUGUAUUUGUUUUUUUUGUUAUAGGUUGUCUAGUUAGUCUUCACUUGAAUGUCAUUGUAAUUUUUGUCGUUUCUAUUCUAUAUAAGCUGCUGUAUGGGACUUCAGUCGCCAAGGUUUCUUAUUCAGGUACUGAUGGGGAGUGUUUGGGAGCCAGGAUUUAAUGUACUGUCAACUUUCUGAGAAAUGUUUCUCAACAGCUCGGUUUUUCUGUUUGAUUUGAGUUCCAUAAUGGGUAUAAUAUGCAAGAAAAUGUAUGUGCUGUCCAAUUGUAAUGUUAAAUUGACAUGUAUAUCUUUUUCUAUCACGUUGGAAUGUCUUGCCCCAAAUUCAACUGAAUGGUUGCAGUGUUUUGUAGAGUUUAAAAUAUUCUGUUCUGAAAUUGGGAUCUUAAAGGAUACAAAUAAAGAUCAACAUGUCGGAAUGGUAUGGAGGGGUUUUCUUGGA
Molecule: messenger RNA, 4993 nt
Organism: Oncorhynchus gorbuscha (pink salmon)
Lineage: Eukaryota; Metazoa; Chordata; Actinopteri; Salmoniformes; Salmonidae
Exons: 4
Coding region: 339-4085 (1248 amino acids)
Biological process (GO): regulation of transcription by RNA polymerase II
Cellular component (GO): nucleus
Molecular function (GO): DNA-binding transcription factor activity, RNA polymerase II-specific; RNA polymerase II transcription regulatory region sequence-specific DNA binding
Source: RefSeq, a predicted model, not a curated record